Messenger RNA from Patella vulgata (common limpet), 934 nucleotides. Its product is annotated as OCIA domain-containing protein 1. Gene Ontology annotation, cellular component: endosome. The transcript has 8 exons. The record is from RefSeq and is a predicted model, not a curated record. Lineage: Eukaryota; Metazoa; Mollusca; Gastropoda; Patellidae. The coding region runs from base 107 to 820 and encodes 237 amino acids.
CUUCUGAAUUGCCCUGCUUUAACGAUUGAACGAAGUUUUUUUUUACAGCAAGGUCACAUAUGCAGUUAUCAUCACAGUUUAAAAGAAUAGUGACAUCUUUGCACAGAUGUCUUCGUCGUUUUCUGAAGACUCGAAUAACCAAAAGCGAAACCCCCGAGUGGCAUUUAGUAAAGAAGAAUUAGACUUGUGGGCUGAAUGUCGUCAUGAAAGUUUUUGGUAUAGAUGUCUUCCGUUCUCUGUAGGAGGUGUGCUAGCAGUGCAUACUCUGACAACUAUAGGAAUAUUGAAACCACAUCCACGAUAUGGAGCUCUCUUUAAAAAUAUGGGAGUUGUUUUGUUAGGUUUUUUCGCUGGAAAAGCAUCUUACAUGGAAACAUGCAAAGAUAAGUUUAGGCAGAGACUUCCAAAUAGUAGAAUGACUAAUUUGUUAUCAGGUCGAGGAUUUAACUCUGAACAGAAUGCAGACAUGACAGCCCCUGCAGAAGUGAACAAACCUGAGGAAGAUAAACCACUAAGAGAAACUUAUAGUAGUUUGGACCUGAAUGAUCAGUAUUUAGAAAACCAACCAGUACCAUCUACAGAUGACAUCAAUACAAGAAUUGACAGUAAUAAAAAGCCUACGCUUACUUAUGACGAAUUACGAGCUAAGAAUCGAGCUGAUGCAAAGAACGACACUCAUCUUUUUGCUCACCCAUGGAUUAAAGAACCAGAGAGUGAACCAGAACCAACCAAAUCACAUUAUCAAUCUAUAUUAGACAAUAACAAAAAAAAUUAUAGUGGUCAGAAAAAGAAUCAAUAUGGUGAUGUAUUGGAUUCAUAGAGAUUGGUGUUUUUGUAGUAUUAGUUAAUAAUAAUGUACAUAAUAAUGUUUAGGUUUAUAUUAAACAAAUUUAUAAAGUAUCGGAUGAAAUAAUAUAAUGAAUGUAUAGCUAAA